Molecule: messenger RNA, 1005 nt
Organism: Salpingoeca rosetta
Lineage: Eukaryota; Choanoflagellata; Craspedida; Salpingoecidae
Exons: 1
Coding region: 1-1005 (334 amino acids)
Source: RefSeq, a predicted model, not a curated record
AUGGUGGACUACAGCAAGUGGGAUAAGCUGGAGGUGAGCAGUGAUGAGGAAGAGGAAGAAGGCACAACAACACGGACGCAACCCUCCGUGUACCGUGUUGGGCCUUCUGGGUCCGUGACCAUCCCCGGCAGGAACGUCACCGUCCACUCGUCGUCUUCGUCUUCUUCUUCAGCGCCGUCAUCAACGUCAGGCGGCCGCGCCAUGUCAGGGACUGGAGCCACUGGGCAGAAGGCCAUCGCCGCACCCAAGACUCUCACCAGCAACGGCGGGGCUAUGAGCACAUCACAAGCUGGCAGCAGCAGCGGAACUGGCGGCGAGGUGAAGAGCUUGGGCGAACGGCGGGAUGUGGUGGUGGACGUGACGCUGGACACGCUGACCCGAAACGGCGCAGAAACGCCGGCCUACUUCUGGUCCCAAACGAGCAACACGGUGCGCAUCUCGUUUGUCCUGGAGAACAAGAGCACCCGCGCCAAGGACGUGACGGUGCAUGUGGACUCGGACACGGGCGAGUUUGACGCCAGCGCUGAUGGAUGGGCGUACAAAGGCACACUGUUUGGGCCCAUUGCACCCUUGGAUGAGCCAGAGGACCUCGAUUGGAGCCUCGCCACCGUCAAGCUGCAGCGCAGCAAAGAGGGGCAACAGCAGCAGAAACCACAGGAGCAGCAGAACAAGCAGUCGUCAGCAUGGGAGGGCGAGGGGCUGCGCCUGUUGCAGGUGGACCUGGUGAAGAAGGACCUGAGCGGCAUUGUCAUGUGGUGGAAGAGCGCGUUCAAGGGGGACCCGGAGAUUGACACGACUGCCAUCGCAGACCGAUCGAAACAGCAGGAGGCUGCGUCAGCCACUUUUGCAGACAACUUCAAGAAGGCGCAGGAGAUGUUCCUGCAACGCAUCCGCAGCGGCGAGGCGCGCCCGCCACCGCUCGACAUUGGCAGCUUCACCAUGGACACAGACCACGACGACGCAGACGAUGAUGCAGACGAUGCAGGCGAUGGGGAUGAGGAAUGA